UACUUCAAUAACAACUGACGCAAUUAGAAUGGUUUUUGCGUUAUUUCUAAUAAUUGAUUGUGCAAAAUAAUGGAUUUUAUAUGCGUGAAAAAAUUUAAAAAAAUUUAUAUACAUAUUGAAACAUAAUAAAAAAUACAUUUGAAAUGGACACCUCACUAGAUGUGGGGUUACAAAGUAGCCUAGUUGAUUCGUUAGACCUCUUUAAGGAUGAAGAUGCACUGACAAUGAUAAAGGAAAUGAUUCCACCGGAUAUGCUUAAUAAUAUAUUUGAUGAUAUUGAUCAAAUGGAAUUGCCAGAUGAUAUAUUGUUACUGGGUCCAGAAUCCCCAUUAAUCGAAUGUAAUUCGGAAUUGGAUACUAAACAUAUAAAAACUGAAAGUAUGCCAAAUGCGUUACAAUUAAAAACGGAACAAAUGCCCUUACUGCAAGUAAAACAAGAAAGUCCAACAUUACAACAUUCUGCUCAUUUAACAUCUGAUGUAUCACCAAAAAUGCAAUCUCCUAUCUACAAACCUUUAAUUUCAUCAGAUCCCCUAAUGGGAUCCAACUUUACACCAGUGUCAACAAUAAUAAAUCAAAUAAGUGUUUCACCAACAAUUUAUCAACCAAGUAAACAUUCAACAUCUUUGGAAUAUCAACAAACUAAAACUGUACCAGAAACAACUCAACAUGUAUCCAAUAAUUUAUUACAAACUUCUAUAACACCAACUAUACAAAUGAAUCAAAUAACUUCAACCAACACUUCAAUUCCUCUUUCACAAACGUCGUCAUCCAUGCAUAACCUAUCUUCCUUGCUCACGACAGCCUAUCCAAGUAAUACAUUCGUAUUUCAGUCUAAUUCCCAAUUGCCUGAUAAACAAGUACAAAUUACAAACUCUACCAUCGAUCAUAAUGUUCAACCAUUUACUAAAAAGCUGCAAACUUUGCCUCAAGUCUUGACUGUACAAAGUAUCAUGCCUGAUUCGAAACCGUCUAACAUUUCGUCACAACAAAAUUCGAAGUACUCUGCAAAUAGUCAACAACAACAACCAAUUUUUAUACAAGCUAACCCUACGCUAAUGUAUACCACUACUACUGCUAGUCCUGCAACUUUAGUUAAUGGUACCACUAUUUUGGCAUCACAUAUACCUGUUGUGCUAGAGCAAGCUACAUCAUCAAAUGUCAACAAACCUGUGAAUAAUAUUGAAAAUAAAGUGCCGAUUAACAGAGUACAACCAAAAGUUAAAGAAGUCAAACGUUCAGCGCAUAAUGCUAUAGAACGUCGUUAUCGUACUUCGAUUAAUGAUAAAAUUACUGAGUUAAAAAAUCUGGUCGUUGGUGAAGCCGCAAAGCUAAACAAAUCAGCAGUUCUAAGAAAAUCCGUUGAUAAGAUUCGCGAUUUACAUAGACAAAAUUGUGAACUAAAGAUGGAAGUAAAACGCUUACAGAAUGAGUUAUUGCGUCAUGAAGGUUCAAAUGUUAAGAAUUUAUUACAAUCUGUAAUAGUACCAGAAGUUGUAGGCAAAAAGCGCAAACAUUCAUCUGAUGAAUCCAUGCUUUAUACAAAGCAAGAAUUUAUGACGCCGCCUCGUAGUGAUGAAUCAAAUCCUUCACUUUCACCACCACAUUCAGAUAUUUCUUUGCCUCCAUCACCAUUUGGCGGUUCCACUACUAGUAGUAGUGGAGCGAGUGUUAAAGAUGAUGUAGAAAUAGUUCCAACAACAACUCGUGGAAUGGCUACUCAUUCACGUUUAGCGUUAUGCAUGUUUAUGUUUGCUAUUUUGGCAGUUAAUCCAUUUAAAAACCUUUUAAACAAGGGUGCAGAGUUCGGAACUGAAGAACAUAGUGAAGGUGUAUUAAUAAGACGCACAAGAAGUGUUCUUUCAAUUGAUGAUCAUUAUAAUAAAAGCAGUUAUUCGGUAUGGGAAGCUAGCAUGUCCACACUUUUUAUAUGGAUAUUGAAUUUGAUAGUUUUACUGGUAUGCAUGAUUAAGUUACUCGUUUACGGCGAUCCUUUAUUAGGAACAGAUACAAGUGCUUCAACAACUUACUGGAAACACAAAAAAAUUGCUGAUCAAUACUUUAAUGAGGGAAAUUCGAAGGGUGCAUAUAUAGAAUAUCAAACAUGUUUACAAAUAUUCGGUAUUACCCUACCAACUUCACGUUUCGAAACGUUUUCUUUUAAUACUUGGCAAUUUGUACGUUUAUUUUUCCAUCGCAUUUGGAUUGGUCGCUUUUUAUCACGUAAGGCCGGAGGUUUCUUUUGUCGCACCGAGCAACGUAAAGAGGCACUUUCAUCAGCACGUGAAUUAGCUCUUAUAUUCAAUCGAUUGAAUCAAUUGCAUAUGACUACAAAUAGAAAAGAUUCGCACGGACUUAUGAUGUCUUUGUUUGCUAUAAAUAUGGCAGAAGUCGCGGGAAAUGUAUUAAGCCCUAAUGAAUUGGUUAAUAUAUAUAUUACAUCUGCUUUACGUGUAAAGAGGAGUUAUCCAAAGUGGUUAAAAUUUUUUGGUCGCUAUUAUAUGAGCAAAGCAAAACAUGAAAACGCUAAAAUACGCGAUCAGAACUGCAACACGAAUUGGGCUUUUACGCAGCACGGUUAUCGGUAUUUCGUUACACAUAACUUCAAUUUUGACCAAGAGGCAGAAGAAGGUUUCUUUUCUAAAUUAAAUAAUCCUUCCGAUCCAAUGUCUUACAUUGUUAAGAACUAUCGGGAAUAUUUACUGCAUAAAGCGAUACAAUGUCUAGUUGGUGCAGGGUAUAAAUCAACUAAUCGCGUAAAACACGAUGAAAAAGGUGAAAAACUUAGCAGUGCUAAUACAUCUACCAAUGGUCAACUAGCUGGUACCAUUGUAACAAAUGUUUUAAAAUACACUUCUCUCUUGCGGAAUACAAUAUUUGAGGAUGAAAGGGACGUUAAUGUGGAAUGGUGGGCAAGUGUUCUUGAAGUCGCAGUCCAUUGGUUAUUGGGUGAAGAUAUAUUAGCUGAAGAUCUUUACAAUAGUGUGAAGUUGUUACCUAAAAAUCUAUCUGAGAACACUGAUAAUUUGCCCAAAGCUCUACAUACUAUUUUACAAGCAAAAAUGCAAUUAAUGAUUUCUACUAAGUUAAAUACUUCGGAUAGACAUAUAAUAACAAAAAUUUGUGAUGAAUCGAGUGCCUCUUUGCAAGAGUGUUUAACUAUAAACAAAAUAUCUAAUGCCAAGGAAAUUAAACUGUUAUUCCAAUUGCUCACGUGUGAUUGGAUAUUAGAGACUCGAACUCAAAUAUGGGAGAUUGAAUAUGUCACUAUGGAUGAUGAUGGCUACUAUCAGGUGCCUGGUGAUGUUUUAGAAAAAUUUCAAAAUGAUUUAAAUUCACUUCGUAACAUUGUCGAAUACAUACCAAAUGGUCAACCACGUAUAUUUUUAUAUGAAGCAGUUUGUCGAUUAAUGGCUGGUGCUUCACCCGGCCCUACGCAACAAUUACUUCACAGAAGCUUGCGUUAUCGUCAUUCCCGAUCUUCUAUAAUUUGUGGCGGAAAAGAUAAAAAUCAAAAUUUUGAUGGCGGAGAGAGGGAGCGCGCUGCUGCUAUGUAUGUUGCAUGCAAAUAUUUGCCAUCUGCAUUACUAUGUUCUCCCGGCGAAAGAGCGGGAAUGUUAGCUGAAGCAGCUAAGACCCUUGAAAAGGUGGGCGAUAAGAGAAAAUUAAAAGAGUGUUAUCAAUUAAUGAAAUCACUUGGUAGUGGAUCUGCCGUUACUAAUUAAAAACGACGAUUUUAAUAUAUAUUUAAAACAUAUUUAGUUUUAAUUUGUUUUUUAAAUUAUUGUAUUUGUUGUUGUGAUACGCACUUUAACAGAAUUCUGUAUGACAUUUUUAGUUAUAUUAAGCACUGCUUGUGUACAUCUUCAAGGUGUGGUAAGAAUCAUAUAAACUGACAUUUCUGGUGUUAUUUAAAUAAAAUAUUUUGUUAAACUUAAAUAC
Teleopsis dalmanni is the source of this 3942-nucleotide messenger RNA. It is a transcript of the gene SREBP, whose product is annotated as sterol regulatory element-binding protein 1. The transcript has 10 exons. Gene Ontology annotation, cellular component: nucleus. Gene Ontology annotation, molecular function: protein dimerization activity; DNA-binding transcription factor activity, RNA polymerase II-specific; RNA polymerase II cis-regulatory region sequence-specific DNA binding. Gene Ontology annotation, biological process: regulation of transcription by RNA polymerase II. NCBI's taxonomy places the organism in Eukaryota, Metazoa, Arthropoda, Insecta, Diptera, Diopsidae. The record is from RefSeq and is a predicted model, not a curated record. Bases 144 to 3725 code for a protein of 1193 amino acids.